Microstroma glucosiphilum is the source of this 3431-nucleotide messenger RNA. RefSeq lists its product as hypothetical. The record is from RefSeq and is a predicted model, not a curated record. The transcript has a single exon. Gene Ontology annotation, molecular function: microtubule binding. Bases 201 to 3215 code for a protein of 1004 amino acids. NCBI's taxonomy places the organism in Eukaryota, Fungi, Basidiomycota, Exobasidiomycetes, Microstromatales, Microstromataceae.
ACUCUCCCACCUUUCCCAGUCUCUCAUCUUCACCAUCGCCGUUGCUAUCGCCAUCAUCGUCAUCAGCAGCAGCAGCGUUCAAAACACAUGCCCUGCUAGUCGAGUCAUCAUCUUGUCAUCCGAUCACCACACAGCGGCCGCGUUCCCUUGCUAGUGUGUCUACAGCCAUCAGCCUCCUAGCCGUCUAAGCGCCCUCUACAAUGCAUCGCCAUCGAGCAUAUGUAGAGGAGGAGGACUACGAUCACCAGGAUCAAUCUGUCUCUAUGGGUACUCUCCACAACUACGUUCCCUCGAAGCACGUCGCAAGUGUCGCAAAGAAGUCUCAGAUGCCUCGGCCAUCUUCAGAGCUGGACGCCGGACUUCGAGUACCGAAUUGGGGCCCGCCGAUCCCCUCCUCGACUGGCGAAUCACAUCGCAUUGGUAUGGAAGGAGCUUUCAAAGUCGACAGCAGAGAAGAGGGGCGAAGAGAUCAUCGAGCACGGCCCUCUUCGAGCGCUUACAUGCCUAGCUCACCCGGCAUUGCCCGAGCAAGCGGGCCGAUGUCCUCUUCUCGCUAUCAAUCCCAGCGAGGUGCCCAGUCUUCACCCUAUCGCCGUCCCCAUCAUCUCUCACAUCAGCAAGCAGCAGUUCGCAAUAAGAACUACACAGACUCAGCUUAUUCUUCUGGCUCCUCAUCAUCAGGUGGAGCCUCUUCGGAGGACGAAGCCGAAUCGCCUUUCCGACCUCAUGCGAAUUCCAGGGAGAGUACCGGCAAUCAUCGAGCCCUCGCUGCUAGCUCAGUCAUCAACUACGAGACGCUCCGUCCAAUCUCUCGUCCCGCGCUUCCCAGAGAUGCUCUCGAUAGGCUAGAUCAGUGGGCCGCCAGCGCUUCCGCUUCGGCGUCGGACAGUGAGCGGUCCAACGUGAAGCAUCAGCGUCAGCAGAUCAAAGACGCAGACGAAGCGAAGCUCAGACGCGCCCGUGUCGAUUCUUGUGACCCAACAUACGAGAUUGUUCCCAAAGCGGUCGCAUCGAGCCCAGCAAGGUCGCCCCUUCGUUCAGACACCAAGAAUCGGCACGCGUUCAGCCCUGGAAGCCCUAGUCCUGCCCCUACUCUCCGGCCCGACAAGGGGCCGCGGUCCCGACGAGAAGGACCGUCUCAAUUUCAGACCCCUCAAGAACCGCCUACGCCUACCACCAUGAGCGCCUUUGCCGACUUGGCUGGGCAGAUCGGUCGCGAUCUCAUGGGCGUUGACGAGGGAAUGGGCUGGGAGAGAAGGCAGGCGAGCAAAGCUACAAGAGAUUCCAGCGCGGAAACUCUGGUGGAAGAACCUCAACAGCUUCGACGGGAAACACAAGAGAGGAACACAUCGAGCAAGACGAACGCUGCAGGCUAUACUAAAUUCUUCGGAGAGCCGGAGAGGACACAGGGACAGCUACUGCUACCCUCUGGCGUCUCAAUGGGUCGAGGGGCGCAUGUGCCCCUCCUCUUGCCAGAGGACGUAACCGGCCUCACUUCCGCUCUCGAGUCUCCGGUCAAAUCACGACUUGGCGUUCGCCAUGCUACGCUUCACCCUUCUCUUGGAAAGGCAGGUCUGGGUGACCGCAAGAUGAAAUUAGCCGACUUGAAGGAGUUUGUUCUCGGCAUCGAGGAAGAACUUGAGCUGACUAAGGAGCGUCUGGAAGGCGUCGAGAGCAGAGGGGUCGAGCUGAGAGAUGACCUGGACCAGAUGAGGAACGAGUGGCGCCAUGGACAUCUUAGGGCUGAUGGACGAACUUCUCGUGAGGACGAAAAGCGAUAUGCCGACAAGAUCAGCGCAAUGUCUCAGCACAUCACCACACUCAGUCACGACUUAACAUCGUACAGGGCAGCUGUUGAAGAGAUUCAACAUGCAAAGCUGGUGGGCCAGCAGCGACAGAGCCGACAGAGGCCUGUCCCAGAUCGGCAUGUUGAGCUCCAAAAAGGCGGACAUCAUGGUCCAGAGACUUACAGUACCGAGUUCGAGUAUCGCCAGCUACAAGAACAGAUUCUGCAUCUUGAAGACGAGGUGAAGCGAUUACACCUGGUGGUCGAGGGUCACAACGACCGCGAAGAAGAGGCGACAGAGGACAUCGCAGCUGCUGGGCGGAUCAACCUUGCCGAUCAGCGACACCUCAAUACGCGACGGCCAUCAUCCAGAAGCAAGCAGUUGUCUGGUGCUCGUCACGCCACUCGAUCUUCCCCCGCCAGAGCUGAGAGUCAGACUCGCCGGCUUACUUUCGCUGAUCAGCCUGAACCUCUGCCCGGUGGGCGCAAGGGUCGGUCCUCACAACCCAGCUCUGACGACCGAUAUAGCGACAGUCAGCCUGCGCAUUCUUCUCAACCCGCUCCAAUCAUCAAAGGAACAAGCAUGCGGCAGACCACUGUCGCAUCCGACGAGGACGAGGGCAACGAGACCCCGAGACCCUCUUCUGCUCAGUCUGCUACACGGUCUCGCUCGCGAGCCCGUUCGAGCGACAAGUAUGCCCAAGACGAAGAUGAGGACGUCACUCAAGCUCAAACGCGGGUCGAUCAGACCACUCGAUCCGUAUUCGCUUCUAAUCAUCCUCCUACACACAAAGCUGUCUCAUCCCCAGAGGCUCUGAGCUUCGAACACGACGCAAAGAAUUGCACCGUCUGUCUCGCGCGCUCCCGCAAGGAGACUCACCGGACAGGUCGACGGCAACGCGUUAUGGACAGUAUCCGGCAGCAAGAGGGGAGCAUCACUGCCAACGAAGAGGACCUUCUUCUUUCUUUACUGCAGUCGAGCAGCGCACGCCAGCCACUCAGCGGGGAACAAGAAUCUCUCCUUCAGAGGCUCAUCAAGCAGCACAUCGAUGAAUUUCUCCAUGCUCGGAUGCUGUAUGCCGAGUUGGCGGACGAGCUGAAGAAGCUUCACCCUGAAGACGAAGGCAUGACGAGCGAGAAGCGGAAGAUUCUCGUGGAGCACGUAUUGGAGAGCGUGGAGGAACUCGAGGCCAGGUGCGGGAGGAUCGAGGGGCUGAAGAGGUUGAGGUCAGCAAUUUCGGUGAAUGGAAGAAGUUCUCCUCCCACGACGGAUGCAGUCAGAUCAAGCUCUGGCAAUCCUCUUCUGGGUGGAAAGAGCAAGCGAGUCAGCAGAGUCGAAUCCGGUCACAAGGGUCCAACACAUACCACUCUGAGUCGCGCCUUGGCAAACAGUCCUCCGCUUGUCGACAGAGUGGCGGGAAGGAAGUGAAGAGAUGCGAAUAUACCCCAACAAAGCGAGCCUGGCUCUUCUCAAUCCUUCGAACUUGAGCCAUGCCGUUGUCAUUUACCUAUAUCCAAUCAUGCUCUGUACGGCUCUGCGCAGUCCAGCGUUCUCAUUCUGUCAAUGUCAUACUGCCCUUUAAAUUUAGGUGUCAGCCUGAACUGCAAGGCCUGAUGUAAGCUGACGAUCUGCAUUGGCAUCCUU